Molecule: messenger RNA, 7421 nt
Organism: Vidua macroura (Pin-tailed whydah)
Lineage: Eukaryota; Metazoa; Chordata; Aves; Passeriformes; Viduidae
Gene: LPIN3
Product: lipin 3
Exons: 20
Coding region: 3371-6085 (904 amino acids)
Biological process (GO): cellular response to insulin stimulus; triglyceride biosynthetic process; fatty acid catabolic process
Cellular component (GO): nucleus
Molecular function (GO): phosphatidate phosphatase activity; transcription coactivator activity
Source: RefSeq, a predicted model, not a curated record
AAAAUGGCUUUCCCACCCACUCCAUCGCAUGCCAGGCCAGUCUGACUUGAUCUUUCUGGAAAUGGGAAAGAAAAAACAAAACGAACAACACUGUUUUCCUGUUAUAUUCCUGACUCCAGGGCUAGUAUGCAGAACAGCUGGGCUUUCAGGAGUUGUCCCUGUGCCUGAGGGAGCAGGACACCUGAGCCUUGCUCCCAAUGGCUUUCACAGGAUGGGAAUUUGACCCCAUCCAGCUGUGCUGACUUGGUGUUUCUGCCUCUCAUCUCAUCCUGUUUUGCUGAAUCACUCCUUUCACAAGUCUCUGGAGCUCUUUGUUGAUUCAGGAAAGGAAAUGGGAGCCCCAGCCCAGUCAGCUGAGGGUCAGGAAGCUCUGCCAACCUUCCUGAAGCUCCCCCUCCUCUUAAAAUGCUGAUUCUCCCUGCUGGGAGAAAGGGCCAUGAUAAUGAGAAAGCCCUUUCACAUCCCAGUGUCUGGCAGGGAUUCCCUGGAGGGUCACAGCAGAGGAAUGUCAGUCAGGGAUGAAAACCCUGCCAGCAGCAGGCAGCUGCUCCUGGGAGCUGCCUGGCACAGGACCUUGGACCUGAUGGGUUGAUUGAGUGCUGUCACCCAGCCCCACGCUCUGGCCAUCCCUCACCAGACAUGUGGUGCCUGCAGCAUCCUGCUCAGUGCACAACAUUCACAAAAAGGCAUCCUUAGAGCUGUGCCUCAGCCUGCCUGGCUGCUGCCUGGAUUUUACCAGCACCUCAGGAAACCCCCAUGUGAAGGGGACACUGGUGAAGGUAAAGACAGAAGACCCAGGGAGAAAGGAGCCAGGCUAGUGGUCAUCAGAGGAUUGUGCCACAGAACAGUGAGAUUCUGGAGCAUCCUUCCAGAUGGGAAAGGGAACAGGAGAACACAGCUUCCUCGCUCUGGGGUGAAAAGAGCAUUCUGAUGCUGCAGGGGUUUGCAGUGUGGGCUUCCAGCCAUCAAAUAGCACUGGUGUCCCCAGCUACUGGCUGAGCCCCACAGCUGGAGAGAUUUCUCCUGUUCCAGCCCCAGCUUUGCUUGUCUAAAAAGCAAAGUGAGACCCUUUUUUAGUCAGCUUGGUUCCCCUCCUGUCCUCUGCAGCAUCUCUGGGAGCUGAGCUGUGUCAGGUGUCAGCCAGCAUGAAGGCAGGUGGGUUGGCCAGUGAGUCUGCCUCCCUGCAGACAUUUCAGGCCCCUGAAGAGGCAUGGAGCAAGGCAGGAUCCAAGGAGAUGCAUCCCAGGCAGCUCAAAUAUUAUAUCAAACAGCUGAGAAAAUUCCAGAGAAAUAAUGUAUUGGUCAAGGGAAGAGGCAAACCCCUCAUGAACUCCCACCUUGGAGGCAGCUGGAGAAUUUGCUGUAGCCUGGCUGGGCUGCAGCACGUGUCAAAAUGUGAAGGGGGGAAGAAGAAGCCCAUCUUUUUGACACAGCUUGUCCACCCUCCAACCCUGUGACUGAAGACAUAACUUGUUUUUUUGGAGAGAGGAAAAUUUAGGAAGCUCCUGGGCAGUUUGUGGGUGCUCCCACCUGCUAAGUGGAUGGAUGGAUGGAUGGAUGGAUGGAUGGAUGGAUGGAUGGAUGGAAGCAUGGAUGGAUGGAUGGAGUUUUUCUAGAGAAGCCCAGGAUCUCAGGAUGUAGAGCUUUCAGCGCAACAGUCAGUGGAGGUAUGGGGAGCCCACAAGGCAGAGGUGCCGCGUUAGGGGUGAAGGCUGCCAUCCAGAAAGGAUGGGGAGUGCUGGGAUGCAGGACAAAAGCUGCCAAGUUGGAUGUGCCUGUGAGAUUUUGGAAUGCAAGGAGCUGAAAAUAUUGCAUCUCAGUUGACUAAUGAAUAAAUCUGUUAUGCAAAGGCUCAUUGCAAACAUCUGUGGGUUGUGGAGUUCCCAAAAGAGGGAAGAAACCUCUCCCUGAUGGAGCAGCUCCUGGGAGAGGACAAGAUUCAGAGAAAUUGGGGAGUGCAGGAUUACAAGCACAAGGAGGGAUGGAUAUGCAAGACUCACCUUCCAAAGAAGAGGAAAGGAGAGUAAGAGGAAGUAUGAAAAGCAGCUGGCAGGAACCAAGGAUGAUUUUAUGGCUUUGCAAAAAAUUACCAGGGCAAUUAAAAGUGUUCUAGGCUUUUUGGAGGAGAAAGAAGGAAAGAAGAGGGAAGUAAAAGCCUGGAUUGCAGGGAAGGAUGCAGAGAGGAACAGCCAUCACUCAGAACCUCCAUGGCACAGCUGGGGAUCUGCUGCAGGGGCAUGGGGGCACAAGCAAAGGUUGGUGUGUCAGGAACCAGGAAUACAGAUUGGUGGGGAAAACCAGCUGGGCAAGGAGCCUUGGAGGUAAGUGAUGGGGUUUGUACUUCUGCAGGGUGCCCAAGUGCCAGGAGCUCAUCUGUGUGUCCAGAGGGUGGAGGCUUGGAACCACAGCAAGGCUGAGCUGCCUGCUUGCUCCUGCUGGCAUUUUGUUCCUUCUCCGUGUUCAUCUGCAGAUGCACUCAGCUGGCUGAGGAAGAAAUGGUAUCCUGUGCUCAAAUGUCCUUUGUUGAAUGUCCUCUACAGCAUUUUUUACCAGUUACCAGGCAUUUGCAGUCCCCCCAGUUACCAGACAUCUGCAGCGAGAUCUGUCCUUGCUUUUGUGUUCCAGCCCUGGGGUUUGUGUUACACCCUCAGGGCUUGCAGGAUAUAAACCCCUGUCCUGGGUGAGACCCACUCCAGUGGCAUCAGCAAGCACCAGUCUAAGGACAUCACCUGAAGUGUCACACCCAAGCUGUCUUGAUGGAGAUUCCAGCAGAUUCUUUCCCUGCUGGGCACAAGUGCCCAGUGACCUGGCCAUGGGCUGUGGGGUUUGGUGGUGGCCACCUGCCCUGCAGUGCCUGCCCACCUCUUCAUGGACUGCAGCCAUGCCAGGCCAUCCACAAUAGCUGCUUUCAGUGCAAUUUCACUGAGGGGCAGAGCUCUCAGAAGACUAAGUGGGUGGAAAAUAAACUUCAUUCCUCAGCAGAUAUGUCACAGCCUUCAGGAAAGUUCCCAUGUUGGGACUUGUGCUCAGGCCAUGCUUGACACUGGACAGGCAGAGGGGGGAUUGUGUCUCCAACUUGUGUCUCUAGUUGCCAUCGGCAAGGAUGAGGAAAGUGAGGCACAGGGUGCUAAGAGGGCUUGCUUGGGAAUGAGCUGUGCCAUUUCUGUAGAUCAACCCAUCAUCUGGGGCCAACAAGCUUCGGAUCCUUCUUCUCAGGGUCUAAAGAUGUCCUAAGCAGCCACCCUCAAUCUUUGGUGCUUGCCUACCCUCACAGCACAAUGUCAGCUCCAUGAGUGAUGUGUUGGAGAACCUCCAUCCCUAAAGUGCCACCACUCAAUCCCCAUCACUCCAAAACCCAGCAGAGAGGCUGAUGGGGAGUCACCAGCACAGAAGUCAGUCUCAAACCAUGAACUAUGUGGGGCAGCUGGCUGAGAGCGUCUUUGCCACGGUGAAGGAGCUGUACCAGGAUCUGAACCCCGCCACCCUGUCAGGCUGCAUCGAUGUGGUCGUGGUGAGGCAGCCUGACAACUCCUUCAAGUGCUCCCCAUUUCAUGUGCGCUUUGGGAAGCUGGGGGUGCUGCGCUCCAAGGAGAAGGUGGUUGACAUUGAAAUCAAUGGAAAGCCUGUGGAUCUGCACAUGAAGCUGGGAAACAAUGGAGAGGCCUUCUUUGUCGAGGAGUUAGAGGAGCAUGAGGGCAGCAUCCCCUGCUUCCUCUGCACAUCCCCCAUCUUCAAGAAGCAUUGCCCAGAGGAUGCUGUUCAACCCUCCUGUGGGCUGGAGGCCUCCAGCACUGGAGUGAUCCUGCACAAGAGGAGGCCACGCAAGAGAAGGCCCAAGAAGAAGGAGGUGUUGGACUCAGAUUCUGACAGCUGUGAUGAGACCAAAAGCGAGCUGCCAGCCCCAAGUGAUGCAGCACAUUCAUCCUUUGCUGAUCUCCUUGAAGUAACUGGGUCAUUGCAACCCUCAGAGAAAUACUCAUACUCCGAUGGAGAGGUGUUCAAAGUGGACAGCUUCAUGUCGAGCCAUCGGUCUUCUUCCAAAAGUGAUUCUGAACUGGAGAUCAAACCACGGGAAAGCUUUUCUCUAGCGGCUGAAUCCCACAUGAAGUGGACCUGGGGAAGGCUCCCUCAGGUGAAUAAAUUGGUGCAAGUUAAACCAACCAAGUCCACAAAGAUCACUGCUGCUGCAGCAACCACCAUCUCUGCGACACUGGUCCCUGUGGAUGAGGCAACCCCUCUUGUUGCCACCUCUGAACAUCUGGGAGGGGAUUCAAACCCAGCAGAAUCUCAGGGCCAUUCCUUGGCUGUGUCUUCUACUGAGCCAACACUUACACCCCAGGCUGGGAACAGCAUCUCCAGGCUGAAGAACAUCCUCCGUGCUGUCAGGACAAAGAGAUUUUUGGGGGCCUACUCAGUCCCACAAGAGAAACAGAAGGGAGAUGUGAAUGUUGUGCCAGAGGUUCAGCCAGAUGUGGAGCCCUUUGAGGGAGCCACUGCUCCAAGGCAGGCGGGCUCAGAAGGCCCCACAUCCCAGCUGGAGAGGCAGAGGAGGCAAGGAUCCAUCAAAAGAAGUCCUCACUUGGAUCCCAGUGCCAUUUACCUGGAGGACUUCUCUGAGCUGGACAAGAAGCCAGUGGCUCUCUAUUUGGCCGGGAGCGACACAGAGCAGAGUUUGAGGCUUGUGACAGACCCCAGCAACCCUCUGUGUAUCCAGCUGCCAUCCACCUUGCCUGCCAACAGCGCCAUGGACUCUGACUCGAUGCCCACAGUUGCCCUGUCACUGUGCGGGGGCCUCAGGGGCAACAGGCAGGUCUCUCAUGAGAAGUUCAUGGAACACAUGGUUUCCUACCAGCAGUUUGCUGAGAAUCCAAGGCUCAUCAGUGACCCAAACCUGGUGAUAAUGAUCAACAAGAAGUAUUACAACUGGGCAGUGGCUGGUCCCAUAGUCCUGGCCCUGCAGGCUUUCCAGAGGAACAUUCCUGAGAGCAUCAUUGACGAAUUGGUGGAGGAGAAGAUGCCCAAGAAAGAGUGGAGGAAUUGGUUUUCCUGGAGGAGGAGAGAAUUCUCGACAGAGGGGAACACGGCCCCAUAUCAGCCACUGAAGAAAAUUAACCAGAACCAGCACACCCCUCUCUGCCUGCAGCAGCAGCCGAGGCCAGGGAAAGCCAGCGUGGGAACACUGUGGCACGACCCUGCUCAGCAGAGGUGGGAGGAAAAGGAGUCACCCAGUGACCAUGAGCCCCAGCACCCUGGGGACAUGUCUGCAGUGAAAGCUCCCACUCACAAACCUCUGCCAACCUUCAAGAAAUCCCUGCGGCUCUCCUCCAAACAAAUUGGAAGGUUGAAUCUGCAGGAUGGCCCCAACGAGGUGGCAUUCAGCGUGACGACUCAGUACCAGGGUACGUGCCGCUGUGAGGCCACCAUCUACCUGUGGAACUGGAAUGAAAAAGUGGUGAUCUCAGACAUCGAUGGCACCAUCACCAAAUCGGAUGCUCUUGGACAUAUCUUGCCACAACUGGGUAAAGAUUGGACUCACCGUGGGAUUGUUAAACUCUUCCACAAAAUCCACCUGAAUGGCUACAAGUUCCUCUACUGCUCGGCCAGGGCUAUUGGCAUGGCCCACAUCACCAAGGGCUACCUCAAAUGGGUCAAUGAGCAAGGCUGUGGCCUCCCCAUGGGCCCCAUGCUGCUUUCUCCCAGUAGCCUCUUGUCUGCCUUCCACAGGGAGGUGAUUGAGAAGAAGCCAGAGGUGUUCAAGGUCACCUGCUUGACAGACAUCCGAAAACUGUUUACUACAAAGUAUCCCUUCUACGCGGGCUUUGGGAACAGGCCCAAUGAUGUCUACGCUUACAAGCAAGUGGGGCUGCCAGAGAGCCGCAUAUUCACAGUAAACCCCAAGGGAGAGCUGACCCAGGAGCUCUCAAAGAACCAAAAGUCAACGUAUGAGCGGCUGUCAGAGCUGGUGGAGGUCUUCUUCCCUCCUGUGGGACAGAGGGGGAGCGCUGCGCUGGUGCCCCCAGAGUACAGCCACUUUGCCUACGGGAGACCUCCACUGCCUGAUGUUGACUUGGAUGUCUUGCCCUAACCCCAUCCCUGUGGAGACCUGACCCAGAGCUCUCCCGCAUGUUCUUUGCCAGGACUAAAUGCUCCAGGUGCACCUUGUCCUCCCUGUUUGCUGCUUGGGCAUUUUGCAUUUGUAAUAGAGGUGAUGACACCCCUUAGCAGGAAGCCAAAGGGGGUAAGAGGGAGUUCUGACUCUACAAAAACUCCAAUUGCUAAACACAAAUUCCUAAAAGCUGGGUCUCUUCUGGUGUUUGUAGCUCCUCUAAAGCCUGGCUCUUUUUUAAAGGUAGUGGUUGUUCAUUGUUGUAUUUAUUGAUCAACCUUUGACAUAGCUAUUACUACCUCUGGUAUGACCAGUGUUCCAGACAGUCCAGCUACCUGCAGUUUGGUAGCUGAAACUGCCCACCAACUUGUAAAGGUCGAUGGAAGAUGCUGAGGUUUUGAGUGUUCUGAACAAAAACCAGUAAUAAAUAGUGCCUUAAUCCAGGCUGCCUCUUGUCUGCUCUAGCCCUGUGCAUAGAAGUGGGAGCCAGGAUCCAAGUCCUUUCUAAUAUAUGAUUAGGCUUAUUCUGCUCAAGCAUCCUACCAAGUGGGUCUUGGGGGUGAUGGGAUCAGCUUCUAGAAAAUGGCUCUUUUUCCUGUUUUUUUUUUUAAUUACUACGUUUAGCUAAGGUAGCAAAAUUAAUUAAAAACAGAAAACAAAUGCAGGCUUAUUCUGUAUGUACAUGGGGCUGAAUGGACAGGAGACCUUGCAAAAGCCAGAGAUCCAUGUGCUGAGGCUCACUCCAGGCUGUCUCCUGCCCCUCGGGGUGACUGGGAGCAGGGGGUGUCCACAGCCCAGCACAGCCUCAGUAGCACCAGGGACACCCAGGAAAGAGCCCUGGAUGAGGCUCUGCAGGACCAGACAGGCUCAGCCCUACUCCCUCAUGGGAUCCCAUGGGCUAGGACCCGCUGGGAUUUGCCUCUACGUUUACCUUGCGUGUCCAAAGCAACUGCAAGGAGAGAGUGACCUGUCACUGGGACCCCUCUGUGCACAAGUUGCCCCAACGUGGCCAUGCCAACAGCCCCAGGGACCUCCAGCCCCAGGCACCCACAACCCUGCAAAUGCUCCCUGUGCCCAAAGCAAAUGCAAAUAGAGCUGCAGUGUGAAAAAUAAAAAUUGUUUAUUUACAGAAGAGCAGCAACAAAAACAAACUACAUAAUGUAUUUUCAAUGUAAGAAUCUUUGUAACAACAACCUAUAAAAAGUAUUUGCAUUUUAAAAAGCUAUAUAAUAAUGUAUGAAAUUUAUGUACAGAAGAGAAUAACAAACUCUAAAACAUAUUUAUAGAUGAAAACAACAUAAAACUCUAAAACAUA